AUGUACACAAAGUUUGGCCGAGUCAAACCCGCGCGUUACCUGUUCGACGAAAUGCCUCUGAGAAACGAAGUCUCUUGGAAUACCAUGAUGUCGGGGAUUGUCCGUGUUGGAUUGUACGGUGAAGCUAUUGACUUUUUCCGGAAAAUGUGUGGUCUUGGGAUUAAACCAAGUACCUUUGUGAUUGCUAGUUUGGUAACAGCUUGUGGUAGGUCAGGUUCUAUGUUAAGAGAAGGGGCUCAAGUUCACGGCUUUGUGGCCAAGUCUGGUUUGCUCUCUGACGUUUAUGUGAGUACUGCGAUUUUGCAUCUUUAUGGGGUUUAUGGAUUGGUUUCUUGUUCAAGGAAGGUCUUUGAGGAGAUGCCUGACCGAAAUGUGGUGACUUGGACUUCGUUGAUGGUUGGUUACUCGGAUAAGGGUGAGCCAGAGGAAGUCAUUGAUAUCUUUAAAGGUAUGAGAGGAGAAGGAGUCGGGUGUAAUGAAAAUUCCAUGUCUUUGGUAAUCAGUUCUUGCGGAUUGCUUAAAGAUGAAUCCUUGGGCCGUCAAAUUAUCGGACAGGUUGUGAAAUCGGGUCUGGAGAGUAAACUGGCAGUGGAGAAUUCGCUGAUAUACAUGUUUGGCAAUUUUGGGAAUGUAGACUCUGCAAAGGAUAUUUUUGAUCAAAUGUCUGAACUUGACACUAUUUCUUGGAAUUCGAUUGCUGCGGCAUAUGCACAGAAUGGUCAUUUUGAGGAAUCGGUUAGGAUUUUCCAUUUGAUGCGCCAUUUUCACGAUGAAGUGAAUUCCACCACAGUGUCAACUCUGUUAUCAGUCUUGGGUCAUGUGGAUCACCAAAAGUGGGGGAGAGGGAUUCAUGGUCUGGUGGUUAAAAUGGGGUUUGAUUCGGUUGUCUGCGUGUGCAAUACUCUUUUGAGAAUGUACGCAGGAGCUGGAAGAUCAGAAGAGGCAGAGUUGGUGUUUAACCAAAUGCCCGCUAAAGAUUUGAUCUCUUGGAACUCUUUGAUGGCUUGUUUUGUCGAGGAUGGGAGGAGCUUAGAUGCUUUAAGACUUCUCUGUUCAAUGAUAAGGACUGGAAAAUCAGUGAACUAUGUGAGUUUUACAAGCGCAUUGGCUGCUUGCUUUAGUCCCGAGUAUCUUGAUAAGGGUAGGAUCCUUCAUGGGCUUGUAGUGGUCACCGGUUUAUUUGACAAUCAGAUUAUUGGUAAUGCAUUGGUUUCAAUGUACGGAAAGUUAGGCGAGAUGAGCGAAUCAAGACGAGUACUGCUACAGAUGCCUAGACGAGAUGAAGUAGCUUGGAAUGCUCUCAUUGGUGGUUAUGCUGAGGAUGAAGAUCCUGACAAGGCACUGGCGGCGUUUCGAGCCAUGCGAGUGGAAGGUGUUCCUGCAAAUUAUAUCACAGUGGUAAGUGUUCUUGGUGCUUGCUUGAUGCCCGGUGAUUUGCUUGAACAUGGGAAGCCAUUUCACGCCUAUAUAGUUUCUGCUGGAUUUGAAUCGGAUGAACACGUGAAAAACUCGCUUAUCACUAUGUACGCAAAAUGUGGUGAUUUAAGCUCGAGUCAGGACCUGUUUAACAGAUUAGAUGAAAAGAAUGUCAUCACGUGGAAUGCUAUGCUUGCGGCAAAUGCUCAUCACGGCCAUGGAGAAGAGGUGCUAAAACUUGUGUCAAAGAUGAGAAGCUUUGGGUUGAAUCUGGACCAGUUUAGUCUAUCUGAGGCACUUUCUGCUGCUGCGAAGCUAGCGGUCCUAGAGGAAGGCCAACAGCUUCAUGGUUUAGCUGUAAAACUGGGGUUUGAACAAGACUGUUUCAUCUUUAACGCUGCUGCAGACAUGUAUAACAAAUGUGGGGAAAUAGGCGAAGUGGUGAAAAUGCUUCCUCCAUCGGUCAAUCGAUCGCUCCCGUCGUGGAACAUACUAAUAUCAGCUUUUGGAAGACACGGCUUCUUUGAGAAAGUGUGUGAGACUUUCCAUGAGAUGCUCGAAAUGGGAAUCAAGCCAGGUCAUGUCACAUUUGUCUCUCUUCUUACAGCAUGUAGCCAUGGGGGAUUAGUAGACCAAGGCCUUGCGUAUUACGACAUGAUUGCUAGAGACUUCGGUAUAAAACCAGCCAUUGAACACUGCGUUUGUGUAAUUGAUCUUCUUGGAAGAUCAGGGAGAUUAGCUGAAGCUGAAGCCUUUAUAUCUAAAAUGCCAAUGAAACCAAACGACCUCGUGUGGCGUAGUUUGUUAGCUUCCUGCAAAAUCCACGGGGAUUUGGACCGUGGGAGGAAAGCAGCGGAACAUCUCUCGAAGCUAGAGCCAGAGGAUGAUUCUGUGUAUGUCCUGUCUUCGAAUAUGUUUGCAACAACAGGUAGAUGGGAAGAUGUAGAGAGUGUGAGAAAGCAAAUGGGUUUCAAGAACAUCAAGAAGAAACAAGCCUGCAGCUGGGUGAAACUAAAAGACAAAGUGAGUACGUUUGGUAUCGGAGACAGAACUCACCCGCAUACAUUGGAGAUAUACGCAAAGCUAGAAGACAUGAAGAAGCUGAUCAGAGAAUCUGGGUAUGUGGCGGAUACAAGCCAGGCGUUGCAAGAUACAGAUGAAGAACAAAAAGAGCACAAUCUUUGGAAUCAUAGCGAAAGACUCGCUCUUGCUUACGCCUUGAUGAGUACUCCUGAAGGUUCUACGAUUAGAAUCUUCAAGAACCUUCGCAUCUGCGGUGAUUGUCACUCUGUUUACAAGUUUGUUAGCAGAGUCAUAGGUCGUAGAAUUGUGUUGAGAGAUCAGUAUCGGUUUCACCAUUUUGAGAGUGGUGUAUGCUCUUGUAAGGAUUACUGGUGA
Molecule: messenger RNA, 2814 nt
Organism: Microthlaspi erraticum
Lineage: Eukaryota; Viridiplantae; Streptophyta; Magnoliopsida; Brassicales; Brassicaceae
Source: the annotation of a GenBank genome assembly